Trichomonas vaginalis G3 is the source of this 1281-nucleotide messenger RNA. RefSeq names its product lectin, mannose-binding, 1 family. The coding region runs from base 1 to 1281 and encodes 426 amino acids. The transcript has a single exon. Gene Ontology annotation, biological process: endoplasmic reticulum to Golgi vesicle-mediated transport; Golgi organization; endoplasmic reticulum organization. Gene Ontology annotation, cellular component: COPII-coated ER to Golgi transport vesicle; endoplasmic reticulum-Golgi intermediate compartment; endoplasmic reticulum membrane. NCBI's taxonomy places the organism in Eukaryota, Parabasalia, Trichomonadida, Trichomonadidae. Gene Ontology annotation, molecular function: D-mannose binding. The record is from RefSeq and is a predicted model, not a curated record.
AUGAUUUCACUUCUCCUCUCUUUAGCGCUUUCAGAAAAUAUAAACGAUCUAGCCCCUCCAUUUCAGGAAGAUCUCCAUGGAAAUAUAGGAACAUGGUCGUUUGCUGGCUCUUUUGUUAUUCUAAAAGAUAUUAUUAUGUUAACUCCCCCUGUUCAGCAUAAAUUCGGCUGUGCAUGGACAAGAGCUGAUAUACCAGAGACAGAUUGGUCGGCCAAUUUCAACUUUAGAGUUCACAAAGGCACUGGUGGCGGUGGACUUGGUAUUUGGCUAGUCGAAAACUACGGCUCAUAUGGCGAAUUGCACGGCGGUCCGGCUACAUAUAAAGGCUUACUUGUUUCCAUUACCAUUCGUGAUAAUGAUGAUGAAAUGAACACUCAUUCUUUAAUCUUCCAUGUAAUAGAGAACAACGGAGUAGACAAAAUCAACGUAACUUUGAUCGAGUCUGACUUCGAAAUGCAAUUCCACCAUAGAUAUGAUAUACCUUUCAGAAUGGAAAUCUCAGAUGGAAAGAUUCGACUUUACUGCAGUGGUGAGAACGAAUCUAAUCCACCACUUAUACUCGAAAAGGCAAUAAAUAUCAGUCUCAAGCAGAAAUAUCUCGGUAUUACUGCUGCAUCAGAAGAAAUGACCAGCAGAGUUGACUUAAACUACGUUAAAUUUACACAAGGUGUCGAAAAGACUGUCAAGAAGGAGACGGACUAUCUACAGAGGAUCGUUGUCAACGGAUAUACCUCAAAACCAAAUACAAUUUACAGAAAUCCAGUUUUCAAGAUCAUGACAAAAGAAACAGAAGCAAUGAGAAGAUCUACAGAAAAGAAUCGCGAAAAUACUUUCGAAAACGUUGUAGAUAUUAUAGAUGAGCUAAAUAAGGUUACAUUUGAUGUUGCAUCUUUUAAAGAGCUCAAUACAUUUGUAACCGAUACAUUAUACCCAUACUCCCAGAAAUGGCAUCGAAGAACCAUCAAAAUGACAGAAAAUAUCAGAAUUGCCAGAAAUGUCAUGGCUUCAGCAACAAACUACACUUCUGAGCUUCUCCAGAACUUCAACAGUACCCUUAAACAUACAAUCUUCAAGACUGCUGUUACAAUCAGCCAACUUGAACAGGAAUUACUUAAAUCUGCAUCAGAACAACCAAAAGCUGAUGAUAAUACAACUGUAAUCGUUCUCGAUUUAUCAAAAGAUAGCUUAAGUACUGAAAAUAUCAUUUCUUAUCUCUUAAUGUUAGAAAUAAUCUGUGUAAUAAUAUAUGUUUUCGUUCGCUAUACUAAAAGUAAGCAAUAA